This is a messenger RNA of Aspergillus fischeri NRRL 181, 1206 nucleotides long. RefSeq lists its product as uncharacterized. The transcript is spliced from 3 exons. The record is from RefSeq and is a predicted model, not a curated record. Gene Ontology annotation, cellular component: mitochondrion. NCBI's taxonomy places the organism in Eukaryota, Fungi, Ascomycota, Eurotiomycetes, Eurotiales, Aspergillaceae. Bases 1 to 1206 code for a protein of 401 amino acids.
AUGUCCAAACGAUAUGCCAAGUUUGAUCUUGAUGCUCUAUGCUCGCUAGUCUCGUCUUUGCCCUCUGUCUCUUCACCUAUAUCCAAGAUUGAGAAGACGGAGGGUGGCUUCAACAAAGCUUUGUUGCUGACUGCAGAAAAUGGGAAAGAAGUCAUCGCCAAGAUACCAUGUCCUGCUGUUGUGCCGUCGAAGUAUAGCACUGCGUCCGAAGUUGCCACAUUGGAAUAUGUGAAGUCUCUUACUUCUAUUCCGGUGUCCAAAGUCCUUGCCUGGAGCUGUGAUGCUCUAAACCCUGUCGGGAGCGAAUACAUUGUAAUGGAGAAAGCCAAGGGACGGCAGCUAGUCGAAGUAUGGGGCGAGAUGGAUCAGCUGCAAAAGUUCAAACUUAUCCAAAACCUCGUCCGGCUGGAAAGCCAGCUGGCCUCAGUGAAGUUCCCUGGUUACGGAAACUUGUACCUACGUCAUUCGGUUCAACACAUAAGUCGAGUGAUACCUAUAGAUGAUGUCUAUUGCAUUGGUCCUGUCUACAAUGCGACUUGGUUUCCGCAGUUCGACAACAAGAAUGACGCCGGUCCAUACUGGCAAUUCAUGUCAAUCAUGCCAGCGUUUAUGCAAGUCCAGUGGCCCUCUUUCCUUUGCCCUCCCGACAACUACGAAAUUGGGAUGGUCAAACCAGAGCUACCGCCCAACUUCGAUGAAAUGGACUCAGAUGAGAAAGCUUUUGCGAUAACGGAGAGAGAUCAAGCUUUGCUGACAAAAUGUUACGAAGCGGCACUCGCCAAAAACCACCUUCAAUCAUACUUGGCCUUUACUCGAGUCGAUCCUGCUAUCCGGCAUUUGUUUACUUUCUGUGAAACUACAUCUAGGAAUGGGAUCAUACCUCUUCGCGAUUCUCUGGUGAGCAUUUCGGAAAGAUGGGGUCGAAGGGGCCUUUCUCACGACUGUCCUUACCAAGUCUCGAAUGACGAAUUAUCAAAGCACAGAUUUGAGCUUGCUAGGUAUGAGGAUUGGCAUAAACUAAAGUCAUACACUCAAGAGUUAUUGCAGUCAGAUGAUGAUGGCUGGGUGCCCCCUCAACUUGACUUUGACAAGGUUAAAGCAAGGCACGCUGAACUUUUCCAGCUUUACAUCCAGAAAGAAACCGAAGAACGACCGGAAGAGGAGGCAAAGAAGCUUUGGUUUUAUGUCGAUAGAGAAUAUGGUUGA